AUGGACGCCCGGUGCCAAUGCGGCGCGGUGGCCUUCAAGACACCGCUACCCAAACCCUUGAGGUUGUAUGUCUGCCACUGUGAUGAGUGUAAGCGGCAGACGGGGUCUGCGUUCGGGACUUCGGCGAUUUUCCCUAGGUUCCAGCUUCCUCCGCUAGAGUUGCUGGGGGUUUACUCGAGGCCGACUGCGACGGGCACGACGCUUCAUUGCUACUUUUGUCGAAACUGCGGCACAAGAUUGAUACACAGCACACCGGACAAGAAUGUCGUUUCGGUCAAAGGCGGCUGCAUCGAGGGCCUCGACUGGAAGACGGCGGUGCACAUCUGGACCAAGAACGCGAUGGUCCCCAUCCCGGAGGGGGCCGAGACCCACCGCGAAGAGGCCGAGUACACCGACUACGGCGACACGCAGGAGGCGCUGGACCAGCCGACGGAUCUGCGGGGGAACGGCGGGUGUGCCGGAACACUGAAACCCGCCGUUAAGCCGGUUUGCGACUACAACGUCUGA
Molecule: messenger RNA, 507 nt
Organism: Colletotrichum truncatum
Lineage: Eukaryota; Fungi; Ascomycota; Sordariomycetes; Glomerellales; Glomerellaceae
Source: RefSeq, a predicted model, not a curated record